AGCGACGCGGCAGGUAGGCGGCCGGGACCAUGGAGACGGGCGGCCGGCAGGGCCCGCCCGUCCUGCUGCUGCUGCUGCUGCUGCUCCUCCUCCGGCCGUGCGAGGUGAGCGGACGGGAGGCGGCGUGCUCCCGGCCCUGCGGCGGGCGCUGCCCCGCGGAGCCGCCGCGCUGCGCCCCCGGAGUGCCCGCCGUGUUGGACGGCUGCGGCUGCUGCCUCGUGUGCGCCCGGCAGCGCGGCGAGAGCUGCUCCCCUCUGCUGCCUUGCGACGAGAGCGGCGGCCUCUACUGCGACCGCGGCCCCGAGGACGGCGGCGGCACCGGCAUCUGCAUGGUGCUGGAAGGAGACAACUGCGUGUUCGAUGGGAUGAUUUACCGCAACGGGGAGACGUUCCAGCCCAGCUGCAAGUACCAGUGCACCUGCCGGGACGGGCAGAUCGGGUGCCUGCCCCGCUGCAACCUGGGCCUGCUGCUCCCCGGCCCCGACUGUCCCUUCCCGCGGAAGAUCGAAGUCCCCGGAGAGUGCUGCGAGAAGUGGGUCUGCGACCCCAGGGAUGAAGUGCUCCUGGGAGGCUUUGCUAUGGCUGCAUACAGACAGGAGGCCACACUUGGGAUAGACGUGUCUGAUUCAAGUGCCAAUUGUAUUGAACAGACAACAGAAUGGAGUGCUUGUUCCAAAAGUUGUGGAAUGGGCUUUUCUACCCGUGUUACCAACAGAAAUCAGCAGUGUGAGAUGGUGAAGCAGACAAGACUUUGCAUGAUGAGACCUUGUGAAAAUGAAGAGCCAUCUGAUAAGAAAGGGAAAAAAUGUAUCCGAACAAAGAAGUCCAUGAAGGCUGUUCAUUUUGAAUACAAGAACUGCACCAGUGUGCAGACUUACAAACCUCGUUACUGUGGCCUCUGCAAUGAUGGGCGAUGCUGUACCCCACACAACACCAAAACGAUCCAAGUUGAGUUCCGCUGUCCUCAGGGCAAACUCCUAAAGAAGCCAAUGAUGUUGAUCAAUACCUGUGUCUGUCAUGGUAACUGUCCUCAGAAUAACAAUGCUUUCUUCCAGCCACUAGAUCCCAUGUCUAGUGAAGCAAAAAUUUGAAAUGUAUAGUUUAGGUGGCCAAAAGGUAUGUAGUUUGUACAAAACUUGACCCACAAUCAGGUGAAUGUAAUAAUUGCAUAUGUAAAAUAUCUGAGAGUUUUUCUAAACAGUCCAAGUGCCUUUUUUUUCCUGUAGUUUUCUAAAUACCUCAUGACGUUUCAUCCCUCCAAAUGUCCUUUCUUCACUUGAAGUAAAUUUCGUACCUUGGACAGAGCCUUCUUUUUUUUCUUGACAGUGGCAUAACGAUUACCAAGUCAGCAGCUCGUCUUUCUCUCUGAGGUUAGGGGACCAUGCCGUGAUUUUCAGUAGGUGUAAGACUGGGCUUUUUAAUAAUGGAUUCUUUGGGGAAUGCAUGAUAAUAUGUCACAAAAGCUUACAGGCUCUUCACUUUGCAUAAUGUGUACAAACACUUACACAGCCUUCUUUUCUCUGUUCUAGUUAAAUUCUUACUGAUAACUGAAAAUGUUACUGAUCAGAGUGCUGAAUUCUUGUGGCUAAUAAGGUAUCUUCUGUCUGUACCUCUUGACUUCCUCUGAGAGAUUAGUUUGCACAUAGCCUCAGAAAUGACAUAGCUAAGAUCUCGUAUCUUGAAGCAUAGGAGAUUGAUAGCUGAUAACAAAUUUCUCUUUUGUAACUUUAUUAGCAGCCUAAUCCAAAAUCCGCUGAAGUAAGUGUCUUAGGAGAGGUAGGUUCUAACCAGUGUCUGUCUGUAGAUACAAGUAGUUGUAUGCAAAAAUAAAAUUUCUGUAAAUUCCUUUAAAAUACUAACUGUAUCAGAUGGUGCUUCACUUACUAGAAAGAAGUUUAUGUAAAUAGAAACUGUAUAUAUUGUAAUAUAACUUUAUUAGGUAAAUAAACUUUAUGUGAUCAAAAAGUA
This is a messenger RNA of Tympanuchus pallidicinctus (lesser prairie-chicken), 1968 nucleotides long. It is a transcript of the gene CCN3, whose product is annotated as cellular communication network factor 3. Gene Ontology annotation, cellular component: extracellular region; extracellular matrix. The record is from RefSeq and is a predicted model, not a curated record. Gene Ontology annotation, biological process: signal transduction; cell adhesion. The transcript is spliced from 5 exons. The coding region runs from base 30 to 1091 and encodes 353 amino acids. NCBI's taxonomy places the organism in Eukaryota, Metazoa, Chordata, Aves, Galliformes, Phasianidae. Gene Ontology annotation, molecular function: heparin binding; integrin binding.